Messenger RNA from Clupea harengus (Atlantic herring), 2053 nucleotides. It is a transcript of the gene nsmce4a, whose product is annotated as NSE4 homolog A, SMC5-SMC6 complex component. Gene Ontology annotation, cellular component: nucleus; Smc5-Smc6 complex. NCBI's taxonomy places the organism in Eukaryota, Metazoa, Chordata, Actinopteri, Clupeiformes, Clupeidae. The record is from RefSeq and is a predicted model, not a curated record. Gene Ontology annotation, biological process: DNA repair.
UAUUAUUUUGAGAUUUUGCAGUUAGCUAAUACACUAAACAUGCAUGUCAGAAGAAUGUUCAUGAGGUUGUAUAGCCAGCUGUGAAAUGAACUAGGCAACAGACUAGAUUACAAUAUUUCAAUAUAAACAGUGGUAAGUGUACCGUGGAUCUUGAUCUCUACCUAUGCCUAGGCAUGUUUGUUUAAUUUAGAUUAAUUCAGAUUCGGGACAUGAAUAUAGUGUAGUUUGUAAUGUUACUGUUAUAAUGUCAAUGCUAAUAAUGUUAUGUUAAAGGAACGACCAUUGCCGAUCAGCAAAUCACAGCAAAAGAGUUUCCUUGUCACUUCAUCAUCAUUAUUAUAAUUUUUAUUAUUAUUAUUAUUGCUGUAGUGUAACCAGUAAAAUACAAAACUUUACAGGGGAAAACAGAUUAUCUUUGCUGUAACCUUAAACAUUGUAACGGUAGGUGGCAGUCAAUGCACAACGAUACAACAGAGUACCCAGAAAAUGAAAGAGCAAGAAUUAUUCAGCUUCCCGCCAUGUAAAGGAACCAGGAAGAAGUGAACACCGUGACGUUAGUUGUUAGAUUGUGAGUUAAUGUUUUUUUAUGUGAUAUAAAGCUAUGCUGUGAAAAGUCUUUUCAGUGACGAACAUAACCGUCAAGUUAACCAGCUGGACUCUGUAUAGUCACUGAAGCUGAGGAAGGACAGAGGGAGUGAGAAGACCACCGCCACAUACGCAGAAUCAAAGCAUGUCAGAGCCCAGGCGAAGGUCCACGAGAGGAGAGCAGCAGGAGGCCGGCUCCCAGACCAAUGGACGCAGCAAGGCGGCGCGAGCCGCGGAGGUGGGCGAGGAGGACGAGGGUGGGGCUGGUCCGUCCACGUUCCAGGAGGAGGACGAUGACCCGGCCCGACGGAGAGAGCUCCGGAGCCGGUACCGAGAUCUCAUCAACUCUGUUCAGCAGAAUCGUGAGGAUAUGCUGAGCCCUGCCAACAACAAGCUGACUGAUGUUCUGGAGGAAGCCAACAGACUCUUUGUCAACGUUCGGCAAGCAAGAGAGGCGGCUCUGGACGCCCAUCUGCUGGUGCUGGCCACUGACCUCGGCAAGGAGAAAGCCAGCCAGCUGCACGCCGACGGCUCGGCCUUCGAUCUCACAGCUUACGCUGAGCACUUGCUCUCCUUCAUGGGCAUAAACCGUCUAGAGGGGGAGGAUGAUGAGGAUGGCAGGACCACGGGCUAUCUCCCUCCGGAUGCUUGGCUCAGACUGAACAAGAAGGUGUCAUCCUUCAGAGUUGCCCCCCUUUUCCACUUCAUGCUGGGCUCCUUUGAGGCCGCGCCUCCUGAGCCCCGUCAGCGAGUGGAGAGGCAGAGGAGGGUGCCUAACAAGGAGGCCAAGAGGGUCAUGCCUACUCAGCUGAAGAAAAUGGCGGAAUCACACCAGGAAGCCACGGAGAAAGAGGUGGAGAGGAUUCUGGGAUGCCUGCAGAGCUAUUUUGCUGAUGAUCCGGAGUCUCCCAUAUCCUACUAUGAGUUUGUCAUAGACCCCACAUCUUUUGCACGGACAGUUGAGAACAUAUUCCACACCUCCUUUUUGGUCAGAGAUGGCUUGGCUCGGGUUUACUUGGACGACGACAAGCUUCCUUGUGUCGCCCCUGUGGAGGAUGGAGAAGUCGAACCAGGAGGCACCACCAACAGACAGCAGUGCAUCGUCUCCAUCUGCCCAGCUGAUUGGAAGGAGCUCAUCAGAGUGUUUGAAAUCAAAGAGGCCUUAAUUCCCGCCCCUGCCCUCCCCCCUCAGGAUGACUGAAGGCAGUCCUGGCAUCUGGAGCUCGCCUUUGUUUCAUCUUUCUGUUUUUACUGUUAUUGUUAUUUGUUGAGUUCAUUUACAUUAUCUGUGUACUCUAUUUAUGUAAUUUUAGUGCUUUGUAUAUAAAUGUAAAUUUUUUUCUACUUUGGGACUUGUUCAGGUGUGUGUGUGAGUAGUUGGUUGCUGUUGUAACUACUGAACAUGAAGAAGAAAGAUGGCGACGUUAUUGUAGUAGAAAUGCCCUUCAAUAAACAUUUAUGCGACUGA